AUGGUGCCAUUCUCCAAGGACGGGCAGUGCACCUCCGGCAAACUGGUUGCUGGUGUAUCCGAGCACUGUCCUGCUCUGAGCAUCUACCUUCGGUCUGCGGUUUUUCUACGGUGCCACUCAAUACUCUCUGCUGAAGCGCUGACAGGGUGGGUCCCUCUCCUGGAUGGAAGCAGCCAGCUUGCCGUUGCAGCAGCCACAGACGCCAGACGCGUGAACACGGCACAUGCUUGCCGCAUUGCCCUGAUGAGGUCUGGUGUUAAACACAAUGUAGACCCCACCGCAUAUGUGAACAACAGUCAACAUGUUUCGCAUUCGAAGGACGCCCGCAGUAUGCAAAGGGAACGGAACAGUUGCAAGUAUCGCAAUUGUAGAGGACCCCUGCUCUGCCGCGCGGUCAAGAUGAGGUAUGACAACAGUGGUGCCGUGCCUGCGCAGCCAACCUUUGAUACCGUCUCGUUCGUUGAUGAGGACCAGAGUCUCGAUGCUUCAGGGCAGGUGUGCAGCGGUGUGCAGGUGGUUCCACGUGCCUGCUAUGGCCUGCUCGUGUCUUUGGCGUCGAUUCUGCAUCUCUUGUGCCCGAUCUGGAUGUGGACACUGGCCGCUAACACCGACUUCGGGCACAUCACGCAUUACUCUGUUUACCUUGCCGAGGACCAGGCGGGCCUGAACAAGAUUGCCUUCGGUGAUCCGGUCUCAUGGGAUGUCGCGGAAGUGGUCGUGUCUACAGGCAUCGAGCUGAACAGCCGGUCACAUGUGGUGAUCUAUGCAACAAAUUCGUACGGAGACUCUCUCUUACCAGGCAACAUCGUAUCUCCCACCGGAACAUCCUUCGAGUUUGCGGAUCUGGGAGGAUCAACCACCACCAGCUCUACGACUGCAACCUCAACCGGCACCACGACAUCAGAGUUCACGGUGAGGGUCACCAACGUUCAGUUCUUCGAUACGAACGAAGACUACUUCCGCAUCGGUGGAACUGUGAGUUGGGACGAGCCAGCGAACACAGCCGGCAUUGUGGAGUACCGUGUGAGAUUGGCAUUUGACGUGGAAGCGUCUAGAGAGCAGCUGGUCUACGAGCCGAACCUCGGCUUCGCGACGGCUGUGCCAGUGGGGACUUCUUCCUUCUACAUUCUUGACAACACGGCAAGGAGAUUUUCGUGCUGUGAUCCCUCUGAGUAUCCCGCGGCAUGGAUUGUCGUGUACGCUGUCAAGGACGGAGGUCAGCAACAGGCCGCCAUUUGCGCCGGCCAUGUCCUGAUCAAGGACAACCAGACAGCGCAGGUGGCAGACAGCAUCUACGUCCAAGAUCUGACUCUUGUGGAUAAUACGCCUGAAGCACAAAUCAACAUCACGCUCACUGGGGACUUGUCAUGGAACACGACCGGCCCCGAAUAUCCAGCCGUUGGUGAGGAUUGGGGCCUCAUAGAGACCUGGGACAUCUACCUGGCUCAGGGUUCCCAGCUGGCAACCAGCGCGAGGUACAUCGCCAGUGUUCCGCUCACCACCAAGACGUACACAUUCAACGCAGAGCCGUUAAACUCAGGUGAUGAUGCGAUAAUUGUCUACGCAUCCAAUACGGUUGGGAAGGCACCGUUCGGUAGUGUCGUCCAAUUCGGCCAAUUCGGAAGCCUUCAGACGACCUCCACCACGACAGUCUCCUCCACGUCGACGAAACCUCUCACUUCGCUGUAUGGGCUGACUGUCACCUUCACCGACACGGACACGAAUGCGGAUUCUUUACUAGGCACAAUCACUUGGCAGCCUCCCGUGGAUCCAUCGUCACUGACUUCGUAUAACAUCUACAUGGCCAGUGACCAGCAGGGCAGCCAGCAGGCUCCACUCGCUGUGGUAGCGUCGCCAACAACCACAUACACAAUAUCUACGCCGGCCACGAGAACGACGGGCAGUGCAUCUCCGGCAAACUGGUUGCUGGUGUAUCCGAGCACUGGUGGGUCCCUCUCCUGGAUGGAUGCAGCCAGCUUGCCGUUGUAUGACAACAGUGGUGCCGUGCCUGCGCAGCCAACCUUUGAUACCGUCUCGUUCGUUGAUGAGGAUCCCACAGGCAACUUCGCCUCGGGAACUGUCAGGUGGACACUGGCCGCUAACACCGACUUCGGGCACAUCACGCAUUACUCUGUUUACCUUGCCGAGGACCAGGCGGGCCUGAACAAGAUUGCCUUCGGUGAUCCGGUCUCAUGGGAUGUCGCGGAAGUGGUCGUGUCUACAGGUGGUGAUCUAUGCAACAAAUUCGUACGGAGACUCUCUCUUACCAGGCAACAUCGUAUCUCCCACCGGAACAUCCUUCGAGUUUGCGGAUCUGGGAGGAUCAACCACCACCAGCUCUACGAAAACUGGCAUCACGGUGACCCACACUUCAGCAACUACUCGACAACCUCCAGCACAUCCGCGACCGUUCCGCCACUCCAAAGUAUCAUGGACGCUGCGAGGGCCGCAGCGGGGCAAGCCGCGAGCGAGGGGAAGUCCUUAGCGGAGCAAGCAGCUUUGGCCGGAGAAGCUGCUCGAGAAGCUGCAGCAGCCUUGAGCCUCAGCAUUCCUGAGCAGGCAGCAAUGGCUGGAAUGGCUGCUGCUACGGUGGGCAGACAAGCUGGGAUGAACACCACAGAAGCAGCAGAAGCAGCCGGUCUUGCAGCUGGAGCCGUCGGAGCUCACUACAACUUGUCCCUCCAGGAAAGGCUGCGGGGCUGGCUGCGGCCACUGCAACAGCCGAAGCUGGGGACCCCGCCAGUGAGCAGGCAGCUGCUGCUGGUACUGCGGCCGCCGACGCCGUCCACGUCUUUUCUGGGACUGCUUCUGCAUCAGCAUGAGCUCAACGUCUCAACGUCAUCACUUCUGUUUUUCCACAUUGUCAGGACGCCGGAGGAGCAGGCCUUGGCAGCUGGCGCAGCGGCCGCCACUGCCAUGGCUGCUUGGGGAGGGACGCUAGACGAGCAGUGGCCAGCUCAGAACAACGGCACUUGCAUCCUGUGCUGCCUCACGUUGUCCUCACGUCUCAUGCGAGCCAGUCUAUGUCUGGCAUCCUCCGAGGAUCCAGGACUGGCAGAUGGACGAACGCUGGGGCAAAUUGCGGCGCUGGCAGCUGUAUCCACCGCCGCCUUAGCCGCCAACGCCACGCAGCAGGCAAGGGCUUCGCGUUGCGUCCAGGACAACAUGCCCUCAACUUGUUUGUGUCUUGUCCUCCUCUAUCAGGUGGCCGACGAUCUCGCAGCCACAACGCUGGGCAGCUUGCUUGGUGCACUGUCGCCGGCAUCCAAUCAGACCAACACGGCCAACCAGACAUCUGUGCAGCAGGCCUGGGAUCGUUUGUGUUUUUUGGCGAAUUGCACACUGAAAAUUGUCGAAGGGUUCUGGUGGAAGACGAAGAAGCUCGGUGACUCUUUGCCGAUCUGGCAUGCUAUGCUGCGUCAGGCGAUUGCAGCCGGUGCCAGUGCGGCUGUGGUUGCUGCCAGCCUUGGCAUGACUACAGAGCAGCAGAUCACGGCAGCUGCACAGGCGGCCAUGACGUCCGGCCAGCGCGCUUUAGAUCAGGAUGCUUGA
Molecule: messenger RNA, 3552 nt
Organism: Symbiodinium natans
Lineage: Eukaryota; Dinophyceae; Suessiales; Symbiodiniaceae
Source: the annotation of a GenBank genome assembly